This is a messenger RNA of Lachancea dasiensis, 714 nucleotides long. NCBI's taxonomy places the organism in Eukaryota, Fungi, Ascomycota, Saccharomycetes, Saccharomycetales, Saccharomycetaceae. The record is from the annotation of a GenBank genome assembly.
AUGACGACCGGUUUGAUGCGCCAUCUCUCGCGCACAAAGGCACACCGUGAUGCUAUGUUCAGAAAUUUGGUCUCUCAAUUGUUCCAGCACGGAUCUAUCGUUUCUACACAUGAAAAGUGUCUAGAAGCCAGUCGGAUGGCAGACAGGAUUAUCACCAUGGCUAAGGACCUUAAAAAGCACCCCAACUCUGCUAAAGAAAUCCAGUCCCGCCUGUCGCUGGCUGGAGACAACAGCAAGCUUCUCCAGCGCGUAACUGGGGAAUUAGCCCCACGUUAUAGAAGCAGACCUGGUGGCUACACUCGUGUGCUAAAGCUGGAACCUCGUUUAGGCGACCGUGCAAAGCAGAGCGUUUUGGAGCUAGUCGACUCUCCCGUUUUGGGCCAUGAUGGAGCUUUUCAGAGGGGCAAUCUUAAGCUGUGGUUACUUUGCAAAAACGCGAUUGCCAGCGAAUCUUCCAACACUGCAUACACGCCACUAACUCUACGAAAUUUCGCUAAGAUGCUCAAGUUCAAAUCCAACCGCAAGCAGUUUGUCAGCGAGCUUCUUGCAGUCAGGCGCUUCUUGAAGGACGAGAUGAGUUUACCCUGGAUUGAGGCCCAUGAACGCAAAACCACAUCUCAGCUUCUCAAACUAGCCACCGGGUCUGCUCUGGAGCCCCCCAAACAAGUAAAGCCAUUGGGCUACGUGGUGAUGGAAGAACGCCCUCAGCGCUGA